AUGGGUCAUCGGCGUGGUCCAAAGCCAUGGGCAAGCAACGAACAGGAAGCUUUCCUUCUAGCACGACUCCCUGACUAUAUCAAGUGUCAGCCAUCAAAGAGGUACCGAGAUUUUUUGGUCGACACUGGCCUUGCAUUUUUAGCUAAGUGGCCAGAGCGUGCAUAUCUAAGUCGAAAUGGGAUUCCUGCGGAAGGACCUCUUACCCCAGAUCAGUUCAAGAUUGUCCAAACAGCUAUUAAAGCACGCAAGACUGCCAUCGUGCGCUGGUACCGAUGGCAGACAAAUACGGCACGUCUGGCACGAUCAGGCAACUCCAAUGUCGAACUAAAAUUGGGGGUCACACUAAAUGGGGGAGAUGAGCUCAAGGGCACCAGGGCACCGCAGGAAGUCGAGGUGUACUCACAUUGCCAUUAUGAGUCGCGCGUCAAGGUUGCCGUGAACGCUGCAAUCACAGCUGCUGGGGGGACCUCUUCACGAGGCGAAAAGUUGUGUAAGCGGAAGGAAGUGACCCGCAUAAAAUAUGCCUCAGAGGACGAGGUAAUAAGAGCUGAAGUCAAGGAAAAGCACCGAGAAGCGCUUGCAAAGUGGAAGCAUGAUCGUGAGCUAGCUAGAGCAGGGUUUGUUGAAGAAGUCAGCGAUGAUGCAAAGAUACAAGCUUUCAAUGAGCUGGGACCACACCUGGAUCGCAUCUUCCGUCAUUUGUCCUACAAGACUGGAGGGCUCAAAUUCACUUGCAUUGCGGGUGGACGUAAUCCUGCCACAGGUGAAAUUGUAGUGGUCGACUUCCAUCUGGGCGAAACAGAUACCGGUGGAGAGUUCGCAACCUGCUACCCAGGAUUCUCAGACGUUCAAGCAGCCUAUGCAAAUUUCUUGAAGGAAGCAAUUUCGCAUGAUGACAAUAUGCUGGCGCUUGUGAAUGCAGAUGUGUCAGCUGAGACACGCAUCGAUAAUGAGCUUGGUGAGGCUGAGGAGACCGAUGCAGAUGUGUCAGCCGAGGCGCGCAUCAAUAACGAGCUCGGUGAAGCUGAGGAGACCAAUGAAGAGGACAAAGACAAGGCAAUGCGGGAUGAUGAGGAUGAGAGGAAUACAGGUAGUGCACAAAGUUUGGAGUCGUUGGACCUCUAUCAUAUAGGGCCCCAGGAGGACAACCAGAUAGGGCUGCAAGACAUAGCUCUGGGCCUGGGUAUCGGCACUCGAACGACUACCAGCGCAUGUCUCCCCGACUACCCUCAUUCUUCGGAGACCGAGCCACCUUCAUUUGGGGACAUCGACUUCUGGAACAUAGUAGGCGCGGAGGAAUUCAACAAUAUGCUCGCUGUAUCACAAGACCCAUUCCACCCUAGUUUCAUUGAUACCGGCUUUGAUCCCAGCUUCCCCCAGCCUCAACACGAUCCAUUUCAGCACGCUUCUGCUUAUUUCGCGCCCAACAACUUGGCGACUGUGCAAAACCCAGAUUAUCCGAUUGAAGAUUUCUUUUUAAACGCAGGCUAUCCCUACGGUGGCAAAGCGCUCCUGGAACCAGUCUUACCUGUUACCGUGCCUCACAAUGCACCUUCCACUCAGACCUCAAACAUACCAGCUCCCGACAUUCCAUCCCCAGUAAUGACCACACCGCCUGCCCUGCCUGCAAGUGCGCAAUCUGAGUACACCAACAUACUUGUGUCUGGUGGAAGGCCUCGUUCCCUAGCAGGUCCCAAGGCCAACGAACAAAUGAACGGCGAUGAAAUGGUUAGACCUACUUUUGGACUAACUGCUGAGUUGCAGCCAGAUGAAGGUCCGCGUCGUACAGCACGCCGACACAUCCCAUCAAAUCGUGCGCAGGUUCUUAAUGCAAUUGGCUCAUCGAAUGCUCGUGUCUGUGCGACAUUGGGGGGGGCCAAAGAGAACGAUGGACCUCCAGUCUCGCUGGCUACAAAACGCAAGGCGAAGUCGACCAACCAAUCCAACAAGUAA
Messenger RNA from Suillus clintonianus, 1953 nucleotides. RefSeq lists its product as uncharacterized. The record is from RefSeq and is a predicted model, not a curated record. The coding region runs from base 1 to 1953 and encodes 650 amino acids. The transcript has 6 exons. Lineage: Eukaryota; Fungi; Basidiomycota; Agaricomycetes; Boletales; Suillaceae.